Diorhabda carinulata is the source of this 2408-nucleotide messenger RNA. RefSeq lists its product as uncharacterized. NCBI's taxonomy places the organism in Eukaryota, Metazoa, Arthropoda, Insecta, Coleoptera, Chrysomelidae. The transcript has 4 exons. Bases 1181 to 2128 code for a protein of 315 amino acids. The record is from RefSeq and is a predicted model, not a curated record.
GGAACACAAUUUUAAGUAAACACAUACGUUCUUAAGGAUUUUACGAUAUUAUGACGUCAUUGUGUUUAAAAGAGGUAUCUCUGAACAAUAUUAAUAAAAAUUUAUUAUGAGCUCUAUCCACAGUUAUUAUUUUUUCAAAUCUUGACCAUAUCUGUACGAAAACUUUCAUUAGGGAUUAAAUAAAGAUUUUGUUUUUUAUCUUGAUAUAUUCGAGCAUUUGACAACGCCGCAAUCGUUAUAACAGUUGGAACUAACUUUUGUUGUUUCAAUCUAAUUUUGUAUUCGUAUUCGUAUUGACCUCUUCUGACAAGCUGUCAUUUUUAAGUGAAUAAGUAAUAGUCAAAUCAGUUAAAAAAUAAUUAAACAAACAAUUAGAAAUUAGAAGUAAAUUUAUUCAUUUGAAAAUACCGUCUGUAAUAAAGGGUAACAAACAUUUUUUAUCAUGAUAUGAAUAUUGCUUAAGAUUUUGAUACAUGAAACAGUGGGUUUUUUGUAGUGUUAAAUCAUUGACUAUAAUAAUCGCAUAUCAAUUGGAUUUAGUGACAGGCUUAUAGAAAAGCGUUACAGUGACGGCGGGGAUAUUCAGGGUGGAUUAAUUAACAUAUAUUUAACAAAAACCAUUAUGAACUUAUAGUGACGGUGGGGACAUACAGGGGGAGUUUUUAGUGCGACAAGACCUUAAAAUCACACAUGAAUCGGGAUUAAUGGCACCUUUAAAAAAGUAUUAAGAUGAGCUUAUAUUGAAAUGCGGGGAAUACAGGAUGAGUUUUUAGUGCGACAAGACCUGAAAAUCACAUAUCAAUUGGAUUAAGUGUCAAAUAUAAGAAAAAGCGUUAAGCUAAGUUCAAAAAUGCGGCAGCAGCUAAAUUCUUUUAUGGCUUUCUCGACCAUUUUACAAUCAACCUGCAAAUUUCUCCCGUUUUAUGUAUAUCGACAGUAAUUUUUAUUCGCAAAAACCGGCAACAGCUUUGUUAUGGUAGGACUACCAUCCACAUUGUAAUGCAACGACAGUAACCAGUAAAACGUAGACAGUUGCAGAUUAAAAGCUUUCAGUGAUUUACGAGUAGUUUCGUGUGUUUAUUUCUUUUGUUGUUGAUUAUGUAAGGAAAAAAUACGUCCAUUUGGAUGGAUUGAAUCAUAUGAAUAAUGUUAAUUGGGAUGUUCUUGUUUCAUCGUCAACAUGGAAAGGAUUUUUAAAAUCAAGACGAAAACUAAUAGAGUACUACAAUCACAAUAUCCUUCAGAAAGAAGAUAUUCCGCUUCGAUUGUGAUAGGACUUAGUGUGGUGUUUUUGCAAUUAUGUUUUUACUCUAUAUUGAUGGGGGUUUUGAUUGUACAAAAAUUAACAGUACAAUCUUCUACGAACAAUUCUUUUAACCAAAACGAGACUGAGAUUUCAAUCUUUUCUUCAACGAACAAUAGUGAUAUAGAAAAUUUUGAUUCCGUUACCAAUAAAACAUACAAAAACGAAAUUGAUUCGUAUAGGAAAAUGGAUUCAAAUACAAUUCUACAAGAUUCCCAAACUUAUGUUGACCUACCAACUUUGAUGUGUUCGGGGUGUUUUUUAAUGGCUGCAGGGUUCGCUUUAUGUUUCAUUACUGGUACAAUAGCUUGGAAACGAUGGUACAUUGAUAGCAAUAUUACUUUCUUUUUUGUAGCUUCUACGUUUUCUACAAUAACUGCUUUAAUUGGAUUACUAUUUUCCUUACUAACUUGUUUGAAUUUAAAUUUCAAUUAUGACACUUACAUUUACGAAGCAGCCACGAUUUCCCCUAUAACUUUCAGUUUAACUAUGAAUAUUAUAAUAUUGUCUUUGAUUGGAUUAAUGUGGUCAAUAUUAUCUGCUAAAGUGGCUUAUGUCGGAAUGAGGUCUUCGUAUCCGGAUGAUAUGAUUAUAAGUAAAGGAAGACACGUGGAAGUUUCAACUGUGAAAAAAGGAAACGGUAAAUGCACGUUUCCUUCGGAUAUUCUAGAUCAUUUUCCUUCAGGAGAGAAGCUUGCGAAAUAUUUACCAAAAAAAGAUAGUGGAGAUUUACCGAAGGCUGAAAGUAGUUUAGAAUAUCGACAGAGAGUUGAUAGAUUUUUAUCAGAAGUGCCAGAAGUUGGUAGUGAAAAAUUGUGUACAUAAAAUUAUUUUUAAGAAUUUGAAGUAAAAUUAUGUUGUUUAUGGCGAAUCUCUAGUAUUUCGAAAACAACUUGUAUAGUUUUUUUGAAAUUUUAUUAAAAACUAAUCUUCCUGUAUAUAAUUUUUUGCGGGUUAAGAUAAUAGUUUUCAGUAAUAUUUUAAUCUGUAUAAACUGAAAUUUCAAUAAAUUUUGUUUAUUGUCCAUUUCGCAAUUAUUCAAAUAAUAUUUUGUUGCUUUACUGAUAGAAUAAAGUCUUGAUGUUAAUAAAAUCAGUUCAAAAUA